ACAUGGAUUUUCAGGGAAGACGUUAGUGAGUAUUUAUCAAACGUAGCCAGCAGCUAAUUAGCCACGUAGCCUUAUCUGUGGUCUCAUAGUUUUGCGCGAGGACGCUUUAGGGAGAAAAACAGCUCUCAGUGUUGGAUCUGUAGUUGUUUGUAUUGUUUGACAUGUGUUUGCUCGUUAAGAUAAAAUACAUAUGCGUUCAGGACCUCUCGGACUACCCGGAACAUGGAAUACAUGACGAUAAAAUACGACUUUAACUUUGGAAAACUCUCACGUGUACAGAUUAAAUAGCUUUUAUUUCAGGUUAUAUAUCACAUCGAGGAUGUUGUUUACCAUAACGUGGUAGCGGUGUUGUUCGACGUACCUACGUCAUUUCCGAUUACGCAAUCCCCUCCAUACAAACAUCGUAACGGUAAAAAAAAAAAUGGCGACGUUGUUGCUCUUUUUGGAUGCCGUGCGCUGACGUUACCUAGGCGAAGCGAUGUUCUCCAAGUGACCCAUCGGAUGAAGAAUUUACCGAAGUGACAUCACAUAACCUAAGCCGAAAAACCUACCGGGCACUAUGGAGGAACCGUGGGAUUUUGAGUUUUUGACCCGCAUCGCUGACACCUGCCUCUCCUUCCUGUCCGAAUUUGUUGACGACUGGCUCGCCAACGACAUGAGAGUUUCCAUAUUCAAGAUCUUGCUCAGUUGGUUGAUUUUCAGCCUCAUCGCGAUUCACUUCGCAUGGAAAAUCUACGGGAAUACGGUCAACGACAUGUAUUAUCGACAAGGGACCGGACAGAACGGAGGCACACCCGACACGGCGGGCCCCCCCAGCGGAUGGGACAGCAAAGCAGGCGAUGCCCCAAAGACUCAUCGAGAUUAACACGACAAUGGCGUUGGAGUUUGGACUUUUAUCCAAGCGAGGGUUGGACUCGAUGGAGACAAUACACCUUUUUAAAGCUUCCUUAUAAUUAAGCAUCUGCAGCGCACUCAUGAAUGCAUUUUCAGGCAACUGCAUCAAAAAACGUGUUAUGGAAACAAAUGUGGUGUCAAACUGAUCCUCUGUAUCGACUACAUAGUGAUGCUUGUAAAAAUUGGUCAUUGAGAAGAACAUUAGUCUGACUACUUAAAUUGUUCUGCCUGUAUGCUUGGACAAGUUGUUUAAAUAUGACACAAGUUGAUGGUUUUGCGUGUAAAUUAAGGGUGCUCUAAGAAAACUGUGACAAUAGAGGAGUAUACAAGGACCAUAAGAAUAAUAAUUGGUUGAAUCUGUGGAAAAACGAGUCUGAUCCACAAAAAAGGCAGGUUAACAUCUUUCAUCAUUUUUGCAUGAAAUUUUAACCACUGUGGUCCUUGCAAAUUAUGAGAAACAGUGUGAACCUAAUGGGCGAUAUAGAUGGAAAAGAUUUGAGAUCUGGGCUGUGUCACAAAUUAUCAUUAACCCAACAUGAAGCAUGGUGGCACGCUGUGUAGAUGCUUCUGUUCCGCAGGGCCAAGUGGCUUUUGAUGGAAGAGGGUAAAAUGAAUUCUGCAAAAAGGAAAUUCUGGAGGAAAACAUGCUACAUUAAGCUAGACAAAAAUGCAAAAAAAUGGCUUAAGAAUUACCGACUAAAUGUUGUGUAGUUAAAUGACCACCCAUUAGUCCAAGUCAUGAUUUGAGGCAGAUUGACAUGAAGGUCUGUCUUCAUUCUGUCCCCAUCUCAGUCAAAGGUGCUUGAGAAAGAGAUGCAACAUUCAGAUUUGCAAAGCUGAAACCAACUUUUCCUUAUUUUAAAGCUGUAAUUGCUGCCAUAAGUGCCUCUUUAGUUGAGGGUUAUUUGUUUUUUUUGGACAUAUUUGUGCUCUUCAUGUUUUUUUUCAGUUUUAAGAUUAUUUUUUUGUUGCCAAAGGCAUAUUUAAUAGUCAGGGAAAAUAAUACAUAAAUAAAAUGACAAUAAAAUGAGUAAAUUAAAGGUUUGGUGAGUGAGCCACAUUACAAUCAGCUAUUGUAUCUUCCAAGUUACAACAAUUCAAAUGGACAAUACAAGUUAUUAGUACUACCGUGUGCACUUGCUGAAAUGUCAAAAUGUACAUAGUCCUGAAGUGAACACAAUCAAAGAGACCAGCAGCAAAGAUAAUACAACAUGUUUUGUGUAAAUAGCUUGAUUGAUAUUAAAUUUGCUGUGUUUGACAAUAA
Molecule: messenger RNA, 2158 nt
Organism: Pungitius pungitius (ninespine stickleback)
Lineage: Eukaryota; Metazoa; Chordata; Actinopteri; Perciformes; Gasterosteidae
Gene: tcta
Product: T cell leukemia translocation altered
Exons: 3
Coding region: 560-865 (101 amino acids)
Biological process (GO): osteoclast fusion
Source: RefSeq, a predicted model, not a curated record